Messenger RNA from Caenorhabditis elegans, 445 nucleotides. It is a transcript of the gene W04H10.6, whose product is annotated as NPH3 domain-containing protein. The record is from RefSeq and is marked reviewed. The transcript has 3 exons. NCBI's taxonomy places the organism in Eukaryota, Metazoa, Nematoda, Chromadorea, Rhabditida, Rhabditidae. Bases 132 to 317 code for a protein of 61 amino acids.
CAGAGAACUAUUAUCUCGACUCGUUUUGAAAGUCAAAAAAAGGGAAAGAUGGUCAUUUGGUCAGUUGCCUCCCUUGACUAGACAACAUCUAAAACCUUUCCUAUAUUCUCGAUAGUUUUUUGAAAUUACAAAUGUCUGCUGAAGAUGUUGAACGUUUCAAUAACAUCCGCGAAUGCGUUGAAUUUGUCAUGAAAGAUGACGCCGAGUCAAAAGAAGCAGCGGAUAAGCUAGGAAUUUCCCUUGACCUGUACAUUUCCUUCAUGGUUGUCACUUCAUUCAUAUCGAUCAAUAAAUAUCCAAGAUAUAUCCCAGAGUAAUCAAUCAAUUCAUUUUUUUCCUAUUUUCAUUUUGAUGGUUUUCUUUUAAUUGUUAACACUUUUCAUUGUCGAGUGCAAAACAAUAUAUUUUAUUUGAUUAUUAGCCAAUGAAUUUUAAAGGUUAAAAA